Acanthosepion pharaonis is the source of this 1116-nucleotide messenger RNA. The record is from the annotation of a GenBank genome assembly. Lineage: Eukaryota; Metazoa; Mollusca; Cephalopoda; Sepiida; Sepiidae.
AUGAUUUGUCUAUAUCUAACACUCCGUCAGUUGCUAUGCAUGUCUAUCAGGGCUAACAUUUUCUUUCUUUCUUUCUUUUCUUUUCUUUUCUUUUCUUUUCUUUUCUUUUCUUUCUUUCUUUCUUUCUUUCUUUCCUUUUCUUCUACUUUGACUAUUAAUCAAGCCCUUAUUUUCACAGUAAUACUCUCAUUUCUUUUUUCCUAUGGGCUAACAUUUUCUUUCUUUCUUUCUUUCUUUCUUUCUUUCUUUCUUUCUUUCUUUCUUUCUUUCUUCUGCCAGCUUCAUCUUUUCGUGAUAUUCCUGUUAUCACGUAAUUUCUUUUUUUUUCAUAAUAAUUCUUACAUUUUUCUCUCACUAUCACUUCUUUUCCCAAACGCCAAGAUAUUCUUACUUUCAUCGAAUUUAUUUGUUUCUUUCUUUCUUUCUUUGUAUUCUCUUUCUUUCUUUUUUCUUCUGCCAGUUUUAUCUUUUCUCCAACUCCGACUAUUAUUCAAUUCCUUCCUUCCUUCCUUCCUUCCUUCCUUCCUUCCUGUCAGCUUUAUGAUUUCCUUAUUUAGACUUCCUCUCUUUUUUCCUUAUACAUCUCAAUAUAUGCUUCUACCUUUACUCAUCCAUCUUCUCUUUUCUUUCUUCUGUCAUUUCUUUUUUCAUAGUAAUUCUUAUAUUUUUUCUCAUUUCUUUUUUUUCCCGAAAGCUAACACUUUCUUUCUUUCUUUCUUUCUUUCUUUCUUUCUUUCUUUCUUUCUUUCUUUCUUUCUUCACAAUUCUCUCAUUUUCCGAAUGCUAACAUUUUCUUUCUUUCUUUCUUUCUUUCUUUCUUUCUUUCUUUCUUUCUUUCUUUCUUUCUUUCAGGUUUUAGGAUUCUUUAAUCUUUAUUCCUCUAUGUUUUCCUUUCCUUUAACCAGUCCUUACUUCUUUACUCUUUUCCUUUUUUUUUUAGACUUCCUCUUUCUUUUUCUGAUACAUCUCAAUAAAUGCUUCUACGUUUUCUCUUCCACCUUCUUCUUCUUCUUCUUCUUCACCGCCACAUUCUUUUAUCUGCUUUUCUUUAUUUGUCCUCGGCAUUGUUACUGUUGCCGUCAGUGGAAGUUGAAAUAUAAAUGCAAAAGAAAAUAA